AUGGCUUCCUCUUAUGGAAACAUGUAUUCUGCAGACCAAUUCAUGAACCCUGGGCCCGCCCCUCGCCCGCCAACUGACCGUCCGAAGCUUAACCUCUCGGCCAACUCUGCAGCCACAUCAUUUAGCCAAAUGAACCUGGAUUCUCCGAGCACCCCAACUCCGAAUCUGUCACUCUUCCCGAAUACAAGCAGCCCCUCCCUUGUGCGGACAAAGACGGAUCAGUCAGGACAGGGCGGGUAUGUCGUCGUCAAAGAGGGAUAUGUUCGUUGCAAAGAGGAUAAGUUCCUAGCCACAUGGAACCAGCGUUACCUGAUUCUUCGCGAAUCUCGUUUGGACUUUAUGAAGAAUGAGACGGGAAAAGUGGUCCUUUCUAUCCCUCUCGCCGCAGUCACGGGUGUCUCCCGCUCGGAGGAUACGCGAAUGGCAUUUGAAAUUGUCCGGUUAGCCAACCCCAAAGAUGCUACUUCCAAAUCAGCUUUGAUCACGAGGGAUGUACCGACGAAAAGCUUGACGUGUGAGGUCAAGACCGAUGAAGAGAUUUACGACUGGAUCGACAAGAUUUAUGAGCGCUGCCCCGGAAUGGGUGGCGUGAGCAACCCUACGAACUUUAGCCACCGUGUGCACGUCGGGUUUGACCCGCGAACAGGGGCUUUUGUUGGUCUCCCCCCGGAGUGGGAAAAGCUCUUGACUGCCUCGGCCAUUACAAAGGAGGAUUACAAGAAGAACCCGCAAGCCGUCAUCGAAGUCCUGGAAUUCUAUUCUGAUCUUAAGACCCGUGAAGAAAACCCGCAGUAUUACGGAGGCAUGGGCGCGGCUCCUGGCCAGCCAAAGUCCUAUGGUAAUAGUACUGUGGGCGGUUCAAUCGCUCCACCAAGGCCACCACCACCCGGCCCCGCCCAACGGUUGGAUAGCGGUCAAUCCUACUCGAGCCGCUCCGCCUCAUCCGGCCACUCCCAAAGCAAGUCUGGUCCUGAUAGGGCUCUAGAGCAGCAGCAACAAUUGGAGAAGAUGAAGGAGAUGGCUGAGCAGGAGCGACGACGUAUAGAAGAAGACCGCCGCCGACAGCGCGAGGAAGAGCAAAGCCGACUCGAGCAGGAGGCCUACAACAAUUCUCUCCCUAAAACCCGGGUACCACUGGCCAAACAAGAGCUUGGUGGAUAUGGUCCCACUGAACCGUCAAUGAACGAUCGUUAUAAACCCAGUCGUCCGGCGCCGCAAGCUCCUGGUGCUGGCCGUCAACAGCAAGAGCCUCUACGCCAGUUGACUGCACAGCGACCAGCACCAUCUCCCCCAACAGCGGGACAAAGACCUGGGGAUUAUUCAUCUAAUGGCACACCGCGUGCACUAGCACCCCGUCACGAUGACCCGGCGAACGCGAGAUAUGCACCUCAAGACCCACGAUCCCAGUCGGCAUCUCGUUUGCAGAACAAUGGUAAACCUCCGCAGGCACAUGGCCCUCCCCCUAGCAAACUUCCCGCUCCCGUGCAGCCAGUGAAGCCCUUGAAUAUCGCAAACAAACAGGCACCCAAGAAGACUACCCCCGAUGGCGUCCGGCAGGCUGAAGCUGCGCUGACGAAGAAGGCUGAUCCUCACAAGAGGGAGGUUCGCAUGUCCGCAAUGAGUGAGAAUGAAGUCAUGGACAGGCUGCGGUCUGUUGUGUCGAAAGAUAACCCGAACGAGUCUUACAGCAAACAGCGCAAGAUUGGUCAGGGUGCUUCUGGAUCCGUGUAUGUCGCGCGCGUGAAGGAGAACGCAACUUCUGGUGUGGCACGCGAGCUGUACCGGCAGUAUGGCCCACGCUGCCAGGUUGCUAUCAAACAAAUGGACUUGCGGAGCCAGCCGCGAAAGGAGUUGAUUGUCAACGAAAUUAUCGUGAUGAAAGACAGCCAACAUGCCAACAUAGUCAACUUCCUGGAUUCAUUCCUUCAGGAGCAGAGCAACGAGCUUUGGGUGGUUAUGGAAUUCAUGGAGGGCGGUGCACUUACUGAUGUUAUUGACAACAACCGGGUGAUUCAAGAAGAUCAAAUCGCCACAAUCUGUGCAGAGACCUGCAAGGGACUGGCGCACCUACAUAGCCAGAGUAUUAUUCACCGUGAUAUCAAGAGUGAUAAUGUGCUUCUUGACAGGGCUGGCCAUGUCAAAAUCACUGAUUUCGGAUUCUGUGCUAAGCUCACGGAGACGAAGAACAAGCGUGCUACGAUGGUUGGAACUCCAUAUUGGAUGGCUCCUGAGGUGGUCAAACAGAAGGAGUAUGGCCCCAAGGUUGAUUGUUGGUCCUUGGGUAUAAUGGCCAUCGAAAUGAUCGAGUCCGAGCCUCCGUAUCUGAACGAAGAGCCUCUCAAGGCUCUUUACUUGAUUGCCACUAAUGGCACUCCUCGACUCAAGGCACCUGAGAAGCUGAGCAAGGAACUCAAGUCUUUCCUCAGCGUUUGUUUGUGCGUCGCUGUGGACAGCCGUGCUACAGCUCAAGAGCUGCUUGAUCACGACUUCCUCAAAAUGGGCUGCAGCCUUGCUAGCCUAGCAGAAUUGCUCCGAUGGAAGAAGAACACUCAGUAA
Molecule: messenger RNA, 2556 nt
Organism: Aspergillus calidoustus
Lineage: Eukaryota; Fungi; Ascomycota; Eurotiomycetes; Eurotiales; Aspergillaceae
Source: the annotation of a GenBank genome assembly